AUGUCGGACAGUCGCACAAUAUCACCCACAUCCAGCCUUAUGGCUUCGUCUUCAGUAGAGAGUUUCGAUCCAGUAAUGUUCUGGGUCGUCGUAUAUUUCACUGAACAAGAUCGCUGGAUGACCGACAUGCAGCUGCUCAAGAAAAUGCGCGUCGAUAUCCAAGACCGACUCGCCGUUACAUGGACCCACAUCGACCCUGGAUACACCGAUUAUAAAUACCCCAUUUUACUCAUUAGCCUGGACAACGAUCUCGAAGAACUCUUUAAUAUGGCUGAAAGUAUCGUUGACACCUUCAUUCAGGAUUACCCCUACCAGGGGCCGCCUUUUCGCCGGGAUGAUAUUUUUCCUCCUGUGACUCGGAAACAGAAGUGA
This is a messenger RNA of Penicillium manginii, 372 nucleotides long. RefSeq lists its product as uncharacterized. The record is from RefSeq and is a predicted model, not a curated record. NCBI's taxonomy places the organism in Eukaryota, Fungi, Ascomycota, Eurotiomycetes, Eurotiales, Aspergillaceae. The transcript has a single exon. The coding region runs from base 1 to 372 and encodes 123 amino acids.